AUGAGACGGCAGGCUUUAGAGCUGAUCACGAGACUUCUCGUGGUCCAGCUGCUGUUGCCUUUGCCGGAUCAAGUGAACGCUGUGAAAAACAGAUUGAGAAAACAACGAUCCAAGCCGCAAGAGCAUCAAGUUCAGCAUUCUAGCAACGAUUAUGAAUAUGACUAUAACUAUAAUGAGAACUACGACGAAUACGAUGAAAAGAAUGAGACUACAACAAUAUCACCAUCACGUGCAAUACCACCAGAUAUUACGCAAUUUUCGGAGAGAUCCGAAAUAACAACAGAAGCUUUCUUGCGGCGAGAAACACCUACAGACUUACCAGCUCUUAUGACAACUCAAUUUUAUGAUCAUAGUAGAAAUUUAGAGGAGCCUAGUUCUACUUCUGCUCGGGAUCAUUCAGUUUCACCUACGGAGAUUUUACCGGGUGAAAGUAACAUAUAUAGUUCGGUGGCUGUACCAGGACCACGAGGUGUACCUGGUCGACCUGGAGAUGCUGGUCGUCCUGGUGAUUCAGGAUAUCCUGGACAACCCGGUACACCUGGGAUUCCAGGGCCACCUGGACCACCAGGACCUGUACCUGAUGUAUCUCUUUAUUAUCAACAAUUGGCUUUGUCUGAAGCAAAUGAAGAUAAAGGUCCGACCGGUGCAGCGGCGUCAUUGUAUGGACCAGAGGCAUUGUCUUAUAUUCAGACACAAGUAGGCCCGAUGGGUCCACGAGGUCCACCAGGUCCAGCUGGUCCUCCUGGUCCUCAAGGUUUUCAAGGUACACGAGGUGAAACCGGUGAACUGGGUUCUCCAGGCCCUCCUGGUAUGCCAGGUCCUAGAGGCUUACCAGGAUUACCCGGAAAAGACGGUAUCAGUGGAGAAGAUGGCGAGACUGGUCCACCAGGAUCGCCUGGUUCUGUGGGACAACGUGGCAUUCCAGGAAUACCUGGGCUUCCAGGACUGAAAGGUCAUCGUGGUUUUCCAGGUCUAGAUGGUGCUAAAGGUGAGCAAGGAAUUCCUGGUGAAAAAGGAUCUAUGGGCUCGCCUGGGUCAACGGGACCAGUAGGACCGAUGGGUCCAGCAGGACCUCGCGGUGAAAGAGGUAGAGAAGGCCCAUCGGGUCCUCCUGGGUUGAGAGGCCUCGACGGAAUUGCUGGGCCGCCUGGACAACCUGGUGCUAUAGGUAAACCUGGCUCACCAGGUUUUCCAGGCAAUCCUGGAGUUAAAGGUGACCAGGGAUCACAAGGACCGACAGGAAAUCAGGGUUUGCAAGGUCCGCGAGGCGAAAGUGGCCGUCCAGGACAACCUGGUGAAACUGGUCCACAAGGUCCUCAAGGCAUAGAUGGGAUUCCGGGUGAGAAGGGAGCCACUGGAGCAAUAGGACCCGUUGGUGUGAUCGGGUUUCCAGGUGCUCGAGGUCAACCUGGAAUAUCGGGUAAUCCUGGUAUCCCUGGCGCCAAAGGAGCACCUGGCUUUCCUGGUGAUAGAGGUUUGAAAGGAGAUACUGGAGUGAAAGGUGAUGCAGGAAUGCCUGGCCCGCGUGGACUUCCUGGACCUCCUGGGAAUGAGGGCAAAAGAGGCAAAAGGGGUAUGCGUGGACCAAUCGGCUCUGUAGGAUCUCCUGGAGAACGCGGCAUACCUGGAGAGCGCGGUCUUCCUGGAUCGGAUGGUCCUAUCGGUCCUCAAGGACAACCUGGUGAUCGUGGUCCUUCGGGAGCUGUUGGACCAAAAGGCGCUACUGGAGAUCCUGGACGACCUGGAUCAACAGGAUUACAGGGUGCACGUGGUUUAAUGGGUAGGCCUGGAGUUUCCGGGAAACCAGGUAAUCCUGGAGAACGUGGAAUUCAAGGUGCGGAUGGCAAGCCGGGAGAACAAGGACUGCCUGGACAGCAGGGAUUACCAGGACCAAUAGGAACACCAGGGGAAAGAGGAUAUCCUGGAGAACGUGGGAAAGAUGGUGAGCCUGGUAAUCCAGGUUCGCCUGGUCCAAGAGGAGAUAGCGGUAAAGAAGGACCUCCAGGAGUACAGGGUUUACCAGGUCCAUCAGGAAGCGACGGUGCGCGAGGUCUUCCGGGGCCUACUGGUCCCAGAGGUUUUCAAGGUCUUCCAGGCGCCGCCGGUAAUCCGGGUGUUCCAGGCAAGGACGGAGAAGCAGGAGUACAAGGACCUCCUGGUCCACCGGGAAUUGUUGGCGAUAGAGGCGAGCGAGGACUUCCGGGAGAAAUAGGACUUACUGGACCUCCAGGAUCUAUGGGUCCUAGAGGAGAAACCGGAGCACAAGGCUCUGAGGGUCUCAUUGGUUUACCAGGACUCAAAGGAGACAAAGGAAGUUUUGGUUCACCGGGAUUAUUGGGACUUCCUGGCGCAAGAGGAUUACCCGGAGAAUCUGGACAAAAAGGAGAAAGGGGCACAAUUGGACCAAUCGGUCCCGAAGGUCCAUCAGGACAUAUUGGAGAGCGUGGUCCACAAGGAGAAGUUGGACCUCCUGGUCCUCCUGGAGAACCAGCUGAACGAGGUGAUCCAGGUUCUCCUGGGCCAAUUGGCGAACCCGGAGCUCCUGGUAAUCCAGGAGAAAGAGGACCUCAUGGAUUACAGGGCUUGCCAGGUUUCCCAGGCCCACAAGGGUUAAUUGGACUUCCGGGUCUGAAAGGUGAUCACGGAUAUCCGGGUUUAAAGGGAGAACAAGGAAACCCGGGACUAACUGGCAAUCGCGGCGAAAUCGGAGCACCUGGGCCUAUUGGACUUACUGGUGCUAAGGGAAUCAGAGGUGAUCCUGGUGUACGAGGUGAACCUGGUUUAAUGGGCCCACCUGGUAUCAUAGGACAUGUUGGACCAUCAGGACCACCUGGGAAUGUAGGACCAUCUGGUGUCCCCGGAUUGCCUGGUAUCAAAGGUGAUGCGGGCGAUAUUGGACGUCCUGGAAAUCCAGGUCCAAUCGGUAAUCCUGGUUUACCAGGAAUCGAUGGAAUUAAAGGCGAAAGUGGAUCCCCAGGUUCUCAAGGACCGACAGGUUCUCAAGGACCUCAAGGUCUGCCUGGCGAAAGAGGUUUAUCAGGUCUACCUGGUUCCCCUGGUCCUAUAGGAAAUAGAGGGUUACGCGGAGCUCCCGGUGAAGUAGGACAACCUGGAAAAACAGGAGCGGAAGGCCCACCCGGACCUCCUGGAUUAACAGGUCCUGCGGGUGCUCCAGGUCAUAUAGGAGAAACAGGACCGGAAGGGUCAAUUGGAAAACCAGGACCAUCGGGUAUAGGAGGCCGACCAGGUGACAAGGGACCACCUGGAACACCUGGUGCAGCAGGGCCAUCAGGUCCUCCUGGAUUACCAGGACCACUUGGACCGACCGGACCUACCGGACCUACUGGAGAACGUGGUCCAAAAGGUGAAGCAGGACCGCAAGGUGUGGAAGGUCCACAGGGACCACGAGGAAAACCCGGUCCAGCGGGUCUGGAAGGUAUAAAAGGAGCUCGCGGAGAAGAAGGACAGAAAGGAGCUAAAGGACAUCGGGGAUUUACUGGUUUACAAGGAUUAUCUGGGUCUCCUGGUUUAGUAGGAGAAAAAGGUAUACCUGGUCUUCCAGGACUUCCCGGUAAAGAUGGAGAACCAGGUAUUAGAGGUAAUCCUGGACGAGAAGGUAACCCAGGUCCUAUCGGACCUGCGGGAAAUCCUGGAUCAAGAGGUCCAUCUGGAGAAGAAGGUCAGCAAGGAUCACCAGGUCUUCCAGGACCUCCUGGACCACCUGGUCCUCCUGGUGAAGUGGGUUUUGGUUAUGAUGCCGCAUCUUUAGCAGCAUUUAUAGCACAAGGCCAAACUAAAGGACCAGAUCCACUUGGAGAUGAACCACCAAGAAUAUUUAGUAAAGAUAUCACUGAAAAGGAACGAAGAGAAUUGCUUUUGAAAGCGUACGAAAAUUUAAAAUCGUCGUUCCAAAAAUUAGUAAAACCAGAUGGUGAAAAGAAUUCGCCUGCUAAAACUUGUCGAGAUCUAUUUGCUGCUUACCCAGACAAAUUAUCUGUGUAUUGCGAUGUUGAGAAACGUGCAACUUGCAUUUUACCAAAUCCAUCACGUUCAUCAGAAAUUAAUCACAUUACUGAUCAACAGGAAACCUGGUUAAGCGAGAUAGAUAGCGGCAUGAAGAUUACAUACAAGGCAGAUAGUAAUCAAAUUAGUUUCUUACAAUUGCUUUCAAAACAUGCAAAACAGAACAUCACGUAUCAUUGUAAAAAUAGUGUAGCUUAUUUUGAUUACGAAAAGAAAACGUACAAAAGAAGUUUGAAGCUUCUGACUUGGAACGAUGUUGAAUUGACACCACGAGGCAAUCAGCGUCUUAGAUACGAAAUGAUAAUGGAUGAAUGCAGAGUCUAUCGAAAUCAUUGGGGUAAAACUGUUGUCUCAUACGAAACAGACAAACCCAUAAGACUUCCUAUAUUAGAUGUGGCUCUGCGAGAUAUCGGAAAACCUGAACAGAGUUUUUCUAUUGAGAUAGGUCCAACUUGUUAUGAUUAAAAUAAAGACAAAUGCAAAGCUAAUUUAGAAGAAAUGGAAUUUGAAGAGAGAUAUCGUUCGGAUAUUUUAUAAUACUAAUUAAAAAAAUUCUCGGAGUACUUAAAUAUUUUUUAAUCAAAUAUUAAAUAUCUGAGUAUUUAAGUGUAAAAGUAU
Molecule: messenger RNA, 4641 nt
Organism: Cyphomyrmex costatus
Lineage: Eukaryota; Metazoa; Arthropoda; Insecta; Hymenoptera; Formicidae
Product: fibril-forming collagen alpha chain
Exons: 29
Coding region: 1-4488 (1495 amino acids)
Cellular component (GO): extracellular matrix
Molecular function (GO): extracellular matrix structural constituent
Source: RefSeq, a predicted model, not a curated record